Messenger RNA from Nymphaea colorata (pocket water lily), 1507 nucleotides. Its product is annotated as 60S ribosomal protein L3. NCBI's taxonomy places the organism in Eukaryota, Viridiplantae, Streptophyta, Magnoliopsida, Nymphaeales, Nymphaeaceae. The transcript has 5 exons. Gene Ontology annotation, biological process: translation; ribosomal large subunit assembly. Gene Ontology annotation, cellular component: ribosome; cytosolic large ribosomal subunit. The record is from RefSeq and is a predicted model, not a curated record. The coding region runs from base 78 to 1247 and encodes 389 amino acids. Gene Ontology annotation, molecular function: structural constituent of ribosome; RNA binding.
UUAUAUCUGAUAGAAGAAGAGCGGUCGAGCCCUUUUCUUCGAGAGAGUGAGAGGGAGAGAGAGCGAGAGAGGGUGGGAUGUCUCACCGGAAGUUCGAGCACCCGAGGCACGGGUCCCUGGGUUUCCUCCCGAGGAAGAGGUCGACUCGCCACCGCGGCAAAGUGAAGUCUUUCCCGAGAGAUGAUCCAAGCAAACCAUGCCGCCUCACAGCCUUCCUUGGAUACAAGGCUGGAAUGACCCACAUUGUCAGGGAUGUCGACAAGCCUGGAUCAAAGCUUCACAAGAAGGAAACAUGCGAGGCUGUGACAGUCAUUGAAACACCUCCAAUGAUUGUUGUUGGGGUUGUUGGUUACAUCAAGACACCACGCGGGCUCCGGACUCUAAACACAGUUUGGGCUCAGCAUUUGAGCGAAGAGGUGAGGAGGAGGUUCUAUAAGAACUGGUACAAGUCCAAGAAGAAGGCAUUCACAAAGUACUCCAAGAAAUACGAGAAUGAUACAGGGAAAAAGGAAAUCGAGGCUGAGCUAGAGAAAAUGAAAAAGUAUGCAUCAGUUGUUCGUGUCCUAGCCCACACACAGAUAAGAAAAAUGAAGGGUCUGAAGCAGAAGAAAGCUCACUUGAUGGAGAUUCAGGUGAACGGUGGAACAGUGGCAGAGAAGGUUGAUUAUGCCUACAAGUUCUUUGAGAAGCAAAUCCCUGUGGAUGCUGUCUUCCAAAAGGAUGAGAUGAUUGACAUAAUUGGUGUGACCAAGGGUAAGGGGUAUGAGGGUGUUGUCACUCGCUGGGGCGUCACCCGCCUGCCACGCAAGACCCACCGUGGGCUUCGUAAGGUAGCUUGUAUUGGUGCUUGGCAUCCAGCUAGGGUGUCCUUCACUGUUGCCAGGGCUGGACAAAAUGGAUAUCACCAUCGUACAGAAUUGAACAAGAAGAUCUACAAACUUGGGAAGAACGGGCAAGAAUCACAUUCUGGAGCAACAGAGUUUGAUAGGACUGAGAAAGACAUCACCCCCAUGGGAGGGUUCCCCCACUAUGGUGUGGUGAAGGACGACUACAUCCUCAUCAAGGGAUGCUGUGUUGGUCCUAAGAAGCGCGUUGUGACCCUCCGUCAAUCUCUGCUGAAGCAAACCUCCCGGGUUGCCAUGGAGGAAAUCAAGCUGAAAUUCAUUGAUACCUCAUCCAAGUUCGGCCAUGGUCGUUUCCAGACUACACAGGAGAAGGCCAGGUUCUAUGGGCGGCUGAAAGCGUAAGGGACGCAAACAUGGUAGUCCUUUUCGUUGAGGUUUCGGUUUUUUCAGUUGAGAUAUAUAUUCUCGUUUUCCAUUGCAAGCAGGACAUUCUUCGCUUGAAAUUAUGUUUUUUGGUAGCGACAGCAGAUUUUGUUUUAGUUCUGAGAUACAUUUUUGUCUUCUAUAUGUUAUUAGGCUGGACUUCUAUGCAUUGUGUUGCACCGAAUGGUUUGGUCUUUAGUUUCCGAUAUAUAUAUUCUUCUGGAUUAUGAAUUUCAUAA